AAACUCAAAAGGUUGCUAACAUUGAAAAAAAUAUACAUGGAGACACUGCACUGCAUGAGGCUAUAAGGAAUAAUCGUCCAUCUAUGGUCAAUUUGAUGACAAAAGAAGACCCUGAAAUUGCAAAUAUAGCGAAUAAUGCACUGGAAACUCCAUUGUUUCUUGCAGUUGAUAUUGUUCGAGGUGAUGAGAACCAGAUAAUGUCUGUGAAUUACAUAUUGGAAAAUUGCCCAUCACCAGCUUAUACUGGACCAAAUAGGAAAACUGCUCUGCAUGCUGCGGCUUUAUAUAAUCAGAAACAAAUAUCAAGAAAGUUGUUGAAAAAACAUCCAAAUAUAAUAACGGAAGUAGAUGAUCGUGGAUGGAGUGCUCUCCAUUAUGCUGCACAACGUGGAUUUGGAUUCGAUGUAGUAGCAGCAGAACUAUUAAAGGCUGAUAAAUCAAUAGCAUAUAUAGUUGCAAAAAACGAUAACAAUAAGACAGCUCUUCAUAUAUCAACUUGUCAGGGGAAAGUAGAGAUAAUGGAAGAGAUUUUGGCCUAUUGUCCUGAUUGCUGGGUGAUGGUCACUGGAGAUGGCCAAAAUAUUCUACACCUUUCUGUGAAAUUCGAACAAAAACGAGCAUUUAAAUUUAUCAUGGAAAAACCAUGGGUUGGCAACCUCCUUAACCAAAAAGAUGAAGAGGGAAACACACCCCUCCACUUAUAUGCUGCAACUUACGACUUCAACGGCCGUGAUCUUGUAAACCAUCCACAAGCAGAGAAGAAUUCUGUGAACAAGGAAUUUAUGACGCCUCUAGAUGUCAUAGAGUUUUCUGAUUUUCGUUCAAUGAGAAAGUUUGCCGUAGCUAAGGAAUUAAAAGCAAAAGGUGCUGAACGGGAUGCUUGGAAUUUAGCGACUCGUCUAAAUAGUCAGCGAUCGCAGAUUAUAAAAGAUAACAUUGAAACACUAAGAAAGAUUGCUACAAUAGAUAUUAGAAAAGUAGCCGACACACAUAUUGUAGUGGCUGCUCUCAUAACAACAGUUGCAUUUGCUGCCGGAUUCACCAUUCCGGGUGGGUAUGAUGGAAAUGAUGGCCCGAACAAAGGCCUCGCAAUUUUAUCAAGAAAGGCUGCUUUUAAAGCUUUCAUUAUAACGGACACAUUAGCUAUGGUUUGCUCUGCUUCUGCUAUUUUUCUCCACUUCUUUGCAGCCGUUGAAACUGACGAUUCAAAGCUUAGGAAGUUGUGGGGUGUUGCUACAAUGCUUGUUAUGGUUGCCAUGGGGGCGAUGGUAAUUGCUUUCAUGACCGGGCUGUACACUGUUUUACAACAUUCACUAGAACUUGCAAUCACAGAAUGUGCAAUUUGCAUCUUCUGCUUUCCUGUUAUCUACUACUCAGUGAAAAUGACGAUACCUAGUUAGAGAGAGUAAACGAUUUGUAAGUUUAUGCAACUAUUCUGUUUUACGCUUACUCUGUUGAACACACUCUAUAUCUUUGUAUUAUGCCAUAUUUAAUU
Olea europaea var. sylvestris is the source of this 1495-nucleotide messenger RNA. RefSeq names its product protein ACCELERATED CELL DEATH 6-like. Gene Ontology annotation, molecular function: protein phosphatase 1 binding; protein phosphatase regulator activity. Bases 84 to 1400 code for a protein of 438 amino acids. Lineage: Eukaryota; Viridiplantae; Streptophyta; Magnoliopsida; Lamiales; Oleaceae. The record is from RefSeq and is a predicted model, not a curated record. The transcript is spliced from 3 exons. Gene Ontology annotation, cellular component: plasma membrane.